ACCUAGUGUGGCCUUACAGCUCAGCUCUGUUCCUACCACCUAGUAUGGCCUUACAGCUCAGCUCUGUUCCUACCACCUAGUAUGGCCUUACAGCUCAGCUCUGUUCCUACCACCUAGUAUGGCCUUACAGCUCAGCUCUGUUCCUACCACCUAGUAUGGCCUUUCAGCUCAGCUCUGUUCCUACCACCUAGUAUGGCCUUUCAGCUCAGCUCUGUUCCUACCACCUAGUAUGGCCUUACAGCUCAGCUCUGUUCCUACCACCUAGUAUGGCCUUACAGCUCAGCUCUGUUCCUACCACCUAGUAUGGCCUUUCAGCUCAGCUCUGUUCCUACCACCUAGUGUGGCCUUACAGCUCAGCUCUGUUCCUACCACCUAGUGUGGCCUUUCAGCUCAGCUCUGCUCCGUCUCCUACCAGUGCGCAAAGGCCCGGUGCCUCGCGGCUCUGCCUGCACCCAUGGCCCAUGGCCAUUGCGGACGAGGUCCAAGUCCACCGGCUGAAGAGCUACAGUUGGGCGCUCUUUCAGUGCGCUGCUCGCGUCAACACUAACCGUCGCUACGGGCUGUCAGGCACAGUCAUGCAGAACGACUUUAGGGAGCUCUGGAGCGUGCUGCAGUGGGUGAAGCCGGGGUUCCUUGGGUCCCUGAAGGAGUUCAAUGAGCGAUACAGCGACCCGCUCAGACUGGGUCAGCGCAAGGCGGCUCCCCAGCCCUUGGUGGCUAAAGCGCAGGCUCGGCAGGCGGAGCUGGUUCGGGCGCUGGCUCGGGUGCUGCUUCGGCGGCACAAGGACGAGCUUGGGGGCGUGUUGAAGCUUCCUGGAAAGCGUGACAUGAUAGUGGUGUGUCCGAUGACGUCACUCCAGAGGAGGGUGUACCAGCGGUGCCUGCGACUACCCGACUUUCAGCUGCUCUCUAGAAAGGAUGAGCCGUGCAGUUGCGGCGGGCCAAGGAAGCGCAGCGAGUGCCACCACAGGGGGGACGGGGGCGAGGAGAGGGGAGGGGGAGGGGUGCUCUGGUCGUCCCUUCACCCUGACGGGCUCUGCUGCCCGCGCUGCCCCUUCUGCGUGCUCUUCCCGUGCCUAACGAAAUUGCAGCAGAUCAGCAACCAUUUGGAGCUUCUGAAACCGAAUCCCAGGGACCCGCCAGACAAGCAAGUGCGGGAUCUCGCAUUUGCCAGGCUGGCGCUGGCCGGCGACGCUGACCUGGCUGGCGGCGUGCGGGCGGCGAGUAAUCUGCUGACGCUUGGCAGCAGCGAGCACUGCGGGAAGCUGAGGGCACUGGAGCGGCUGCUGAGGCAGUGGUGUGGAAGAGGGGAUAAGGUGCUGCUGUUCAGCCACUCGGUCAAAAUGCUGGAUGUGCUACAACGCUUCUUGGAGGCCAGGGGGGUCUCUUUCUCUCGCCUCGACGGCUCUACUUCCACCACCACACGACAGGCGCUUGUGCAUGGCUUCAACUCCAGCCCCUCCAAGCAGGUGUGGAGUCUAUUUGUGCUUCUCAUCUCCACCAAGGCGGGCGGCAUUGGCCUCAACCUAGUCAGCGCCAACCGAGUCAUUAUCUUCGAUCCCACGUGGAACCCGGCUCACGACCUACAGGCUCAGGACCGGUCGUUCAGAUUCGGCCAGACGCGACACGUGUCGGUGUACCGGCUGGUGGCGGGCGGCACAGUGGAGGAGGUGGUGUAUCUGCGGCAGGUGUACAAGCAGCAGCAGACCAACAUCGCGAUCGAGGGGGCCACAGAGCACAGAUACUUCAGUGGGGUACAGGGCUCCAAGGCCCACCAAGGGGAGCUGUUUGGAGUGGCAAACCUGUUUCAAGACCACAGCGAGAGCAUUCUGUCGGCUGAGAUCAUUGGCAGGGAGACGAGGCAGCAGCAGCAGCAGCAGCAGCAGCAGCAGCAGCAGCAGCAGCAGCAGCAGCAGGAGCAGGAGGAGGAGAGGAGAAAGCAGCAGCACGAAGCACUGCUUAUUGUGCAGGUGCCUCGUGCCAUGGCACCUGAAAGACCUGGCCAGUCACCUGAAGCACCUGAAGCCUCAGGUGGAGAGCACAGGCAGGAUGGCACAGGAGGUGCAGGUGCAGGAGGAGGUAGAAUAGCAGGGGCGGGUGAGAAGUACCCCUCUGGGAAGAAAAAGGCUGCGCAGGAGAUGAAUGUGACAAGCGGUAGAGGCAAGGGGAGGAGGCUGGACGAUGAGGACAAUGGAGUGGGUGUGCUGGCCCAGAUAGUGUUAGCGAGGGAGGUGCCGGGAGCUCGGAAGCAGGAGAUACCUGGACAUGCCUUGGAAUCUGGACAUGCCUUGGGCUGUGGACAUGCCUUGGGCCAUGCACAUGCCAUGGGUUCAAUACCUGAUGAGCUUCUUGAUGCUGGCGUGGCAUACACCCAUGUGAAUGAUGACGUUAUCAGGGGUCACCAUGGUGCGAGGACUAGCACUCCAUUGGCCCCUUUGGCCCCACCACCGCUCGCCCGUCCAAGUACCCCCCCUCGUCCUCUUCCCCCCCGCCCUCCCCUUGUGAGUACAAGGGGAAAGGGGAAAAAGGAUCAGACUACAGGGUCAAUGGAGAGGACAGGUAUGAGGGAGAGAGCUGGGGGGGAGAGUAGUAAGGUUGAGGAGAAAGGUGCAAGGAGAGGGAAGCGGAAGGCAAGUGUGCAACAGAAGGGGUCAAAACCCCUGAAAAGGACUAGUGAGAGUGGGGAAGAGGCUCGGACGGAGCAGCAUUUGUUGCAGCAGCAGCAGCAAGGGGGGCUAGAGCAACGGAAGCAGCAACAAGCAGCGCCGACUUCCAAGGCGGAAGUGUUUGCACGCAUGGCUGCUUGGGCUGGGGAACCAAGCGUAGAGGAAUUCUCGAAUAGAAUAUUCCAGAUGGGUUGUCAAGAGCGAUUAGCCAAGCUAGCUGAAUUCAAGGCAUGGGAUGUUGCUACUAGUAAAAAAUGUAAGUGAUUUGUAUACAAGUUGCAUUGGGGCUAGU
Closterium sp. NIES-67 is the source of this 2958-nucleotide messenger RNA. Lineage: Eukaryota; Viridiplantae; Streptophyta; Zygnematophyceae; Desmidiales; Closteriaceae. The record is from the annotation of a GenBank genome assembly.